This is a messenger RNA of Centrocercus urophasianus (Greater sage-grouse), 6696 nucleotides long. RefSeq names its product chromosome unknown C4orf54 homolog (gene CUNH4orf54). The coding region runs from base 1 to 3369 and encodes 1122 amino acids. The record is from RefSeq and is a predicted model, not a curated record. The transcript has 3 exons. Lineage: Eukaryota; Metazoa; Chordata; Aves; Galliformes; Phasianidae.
AUGGACGCUGCCGGCCCGCCGCCCGCCGGUCCCGGGGGAUGGGGCCCCGGGAAGGAGGAGCAGGCGGCGUACGCGGAGGUGUGCGGUUCGUCCGGAGCAGAGAGCGAGGCCCGGGCGAGCGGGGCGGCGGCGGCCGCGGAUAGCCCGGCCCCGGUAGGGCAUCACCCCGAAGCCGCCGCCCCGGGAUGUGGCGCGGGGCCGGGGUCGCCGUCCUCCUCCUCCUGCCCCUCGGCCGGCAGCGCGGCGGGCGGCGGGGGGACGGAGGAACCGGCGGCCGUCGGGGGGCAAACUUCCUCCUCCUCCUUGGGCUGCGAGAGCGACGAGGAGACCGGAGCGGGGCGCGGGGCCGGCGGGCCCCCCCGGAGAGCCCCCAGGGGCGCGCCCGGCGCGGCGGGGCCGCACUACAUCAGCACGCAGGAGAUCCAGCUGAGCGAAGUGGACCACGAUAUGGACUUCGACGCGGGACUGGCCGCCCGCUGGGACUUCGAGGACGACAACGUGAUCUACUCCUUCGUGGACUACGCCUCCUUCGGCAGCGACGAGACCCCCGGCGACACGCCGACGGAGGAGGACAACAGCUGCUACCUCAGCACGACGCCCAGCGAGCGCACGGCGCGGGCGGACAGCGCGGGCAGCGGCAGCGAGGCGGCGGGCGGCAGCUCGGGCAGCGACGCGCCUCGGCGGCCCGGCGGCGCGGGAGCGAGCCCCGCGGGACACAUCCUCCUAUCAAUCAAAGCGGCCUCACGGGCUAUAAAUGAGUGUAGCGCCGCGCGGGAAGAGCGCGACUCAAUCUACGCCGCCGAGCAUGAAGGCGACAUGAGCCUCCGCGUCGCCGCGGCUCCGGAGCGCGCGGCGGGCUUCGGGCAGGACGCCGGCCGCCAGCACGCCAAAAAGUUCAUCGCCGUCCCCGCGCGCCUGCAGACGCGCUGCGGGGCCAGGGAGGCGGGCGGCUGCUCCAGCGGCGCCUCCAGCGCCGUCAGCGAACUGGACGACGCCGACAAGGAGGUGCGCAACCUGACGGCCCGCGCCUUCCGCAGCCUGGCGUACCCCUACUUCGACACCCUCAGUCUCGGCUCCCGCGCCUCCUCCGCCUCCCUUUCCGACCAUGCGCUGGGCGUCAACCGCUGGUCCACCUACCUGGACCUCAAGUGCGGCGCGCUGGGGCCGCGGGGCGCUGCGGGCGGCGGGCAGCUGUGCGUGCGCUCCGGCAAGGCGCCCAGCAGAGCGCUGCAGUUCGUGGUCAGCAAGCUGGACGGCGAGAUCGCGCACGUCGAAGCGCCGCCGCCGCCCCGGGGAACGCUCGGCGUGCGGGAGCCCGGCCGGGCCGCCCGCCCCGAUGAGGAGGAGGCCAGCAAGAAGUCCAGGUUCGCCUCCAGCCUGCUGAAGAACGUCAUCUCCAAGAAGAUGCAGCUGGAGCACGAGUUCAAGAUGGAGCGGGGCGAGCUCACCGACACGUCCUCGGCGGGGCCCGGCGCCGCGCCUCCCGCCGGCCGCGACCCGGAGCCCGGCGCUGGGACCGGAGGCGGCGGGCGGCCGCGGGAGGGCGGCCUGCAGCGGCAGAGCUCCCGGCUCUCGGAGGGAGGCUCGGAGCACGGCGCGCCGCCGCCAGAGGAGCCGGGGGAGCGCGGUGGCGGGCGCUCGCCGGCCUCCAAAGCGUCUACGCCGCGCGAGGGGAGCCAGGAGAGAGCUGCGGCAGAGGAGACGGCCGAGGCCCGGCGGGGCGGCUCGGAGGCGGCCAGGGCCACCUUCUUGCGCAGCCAGCACAGCGCCUUCAGGUCGUGGAAGGAGCGGGAGGCGGAGAGCAAGGAGGAGCGGGCGUCCGGCGGCAAGGCGAAACCGUUCCCGCGGCCCGAGCCGGGCGAGCCGGCCGCCGGCAAGGCCACCAAGCUGUCGCGUCUGUUCGUGCCCGGCAUCCAGCACGCCGCUAAGGAGAAGGAGCCCGCCGGGCAGCGCCCCGCCGCCGCCUCGCCGCCCGCCGCCAGGCCACGGCUCCCCGAGAUCAAGAUCAGCCUAGGGCCACCCGCAGAGCCGUCGUUCAGCAUCGCGCAGCUGCUGACGCCGCAACUGGCCGCCCGGCCGCCUGACACCGGCCACAGGGCUCCGCGGGCCGACGGCUCCGACAGGGUGCCGCAGUUCUUGGUGCGCGACGUGCGGGAGGGCAAGGGCAAGGCGCAGGCUCCCCUUCAUCAGGUGCGGGACGUGCGUAAGCUCAUCAAAGGCUCCCAUGGCGGCGACUCGGCGGAUAACUGCAGCGACAGGGGCAGCGUGGGAUCCGAGCAGGGCGGCGCCGAGCACCGGCAGCCCGGCCCGGCCGAAGCGGGGAGCAAACCGGCAGCGGGGGGCAGGGCGCUGGGCUGCCCGCCGGAGGGCACCGUGCUGGUGCACCGCACGUCGGGCCGCCUGCCCGUGGCCACCAUCGCGCCCAACAAGAGCGACCCGCGGCAGCCCGCCGUGCUUAAGAUCGUCGCCAAGUCAGCCGCGCCUUGGCGGCACCAGGCGGCCCCGGUUCCCGCCGAGAAGGGCCGCGGCGCGGAGGAGGACCCGCGGGAGGAGGGCAAAGCGGCGCCGGUACAGAACGCGCUGGAGAAGCUGACGGCGGCGGUGCGCAGCAUGGAGGAGCUGUACAGCUUCAGCAAGCGCGAGUGGAAGCGCAAGAGCGACCCGCUGCCCAUCACCGGCAGCCACGUCCUGUCCCUCAUUGCCAGCCAGGAGCGCGACGCCGCGCCCCGCCCGCCCCUCGCCGCCGAGCCAACGCCCAAGGCGGAGGAGCCGGCGAACAAGGGCCCGGGCCCGGCGGGAGGAGAGCGACUGCCGCGCCGGGCCGCCAACCCCGCCGCCGCGGCCGACAAGGUGUCCGCCAAGGCGGCCGCCUUCGAGAGCCUGCGGCGGGUGCUGUUGGACGUGAGCAGCGGGCAGUACUACCUGCUGGACGCGCCGCCGCAGCAGCCCGUCAAGCGCCGCCUCUUCGACCCCGAGAGCGGGCAAUACGUGGAGGUGCCGGUGCCGCCGCCAGCCGUCGCCCCGCUGCCGCUGCCCCUGUCGCCUCUCGCCCUCAACGCCGGCGCCUUCGGGGCCGCCUACAUGCUGUACCCCGGGCUGCUGCCCGCCGCCGCCGUGCUGCCCGCCAGCGCCUUGCCGCGCCCGCUCUCCCACCCGGGCAGUGAAGGCAGCGGCGCGGCCGAUCCGGGCAGCCCGGCGGAGCCCGAGGGCCCCUACUACGUGCCCGGCGGGCAGGGGCCGGCGGCGCGGCGCGGAGCGGCCGAUGCCAAACCUCUCGUCAGCAUCACGGCGCCCGGUGGCGGCUCGCGGCUUGUGGCACCGCCCUCCUUCGACGGCACGACCAUGCGGCUGGUGGUGGAGCACCGCUGAGCGCCGGGCCAAGGAAUAAGGAUCACUCUCCUUUAUUUGAAAUAUGCCUGGCAACUCGGAACACUCAUCCUAAAAACUGCUUCUACAGUUUUCUAAUUUUUUUGCUUCAUACAAAACAAGUUGUGUAAGUUUCUUGUUUCCUCAACAACAGUAAAUCACUGCUUUAUUUUCUGCACAAUUGUUUUUGUAUGGAGGCUGCUCUGCAGACUUUGUGUGUGGCUGAAAGUGGCACUGCUGCUGCUGCAGCUGUUUGUAAAACAGAGUGUGCAAAUGGAGCUGUGUUUGGAUUUGGAUCAAAGCACAGUUUUCUCCAGGUGCUUGCAGUGGUUUGGGAUUAGCCAAUGUAGCCACAUGGCUUUUGAAUAAGAAAUAAAGCACUCUGCUCUCAGCCACUGCUGCACAUCACAAUCAUCCCCAUAGGUUUUGGUGCCAAUAUAAGGUCAAAUCUCUAUUUUGUACUCUAUAGUCAUGCACUUUGAAUUGCAAACAGAGAGAACUGUAGUGUUCAAGUCAUUUGUAGUGUUUAUUUUUUUGGCAUGGUUCAAAAGAGAUUGUGUAAAUAUCGGAAGAUAUGUUUGAUUGCUUUCAUUUUUUGUUUGCUUCUUUGUACUGUAUUGAACAUCACAAGUUGCCUUAAUUAUCACAGUGUUGAAAUACUGGAAAGAAGAUGGAUGUAAUAUUUGUAGAUCUCGGUUCUAAAGGAGAAGACAGCAUUUAUUUUGCUUUAAGGCUGCAAUCUUUUCUGUUUCAAACUGCCACGUUGCUGAUAGCCCUAGUGAUUCCCGUGAGAGAAACUUCUUUGUUCCAGUUCCGUUCACGCGCAGUCAUUUAACACUGUCUGCCAGGUUCACCUGAGGGCCACAUCCAUGCUAUCUUUAUUUGCUAAGAAAACAGUUCUCUUUUAAACAAGAAACUCCAUGGUCACUCAAAAUGCAGUGACUUGUGAGUGUGUGUCCAGUGUUGCACAGACUGAUGAUUUGCUGACAGCAACUACUUUUUCUCAGUAAAAAAGAAUUAUGAACAUGCAGAUGUAACUAAACUACCAUGUUCCUUGCCCAAAGUUUCAGUCCAGUGAAGCCUUUUGAGAAGCCUGUAACCAUAAGAUCAAACCUAACUUAUUUAAUGUAAAAAUUUCUGAAGGUGAAAUGUUGAAAAUUUAAAAUCUAAAUGCAAACCCCCAAAGCCUGUACUUAAUGAUUUGCCAUGUGCAGGGUUUUCCUGUGCCUACUUCUAAAUAAUUGUCACGAUAACAGGAAGAACAGAAUUAUUCACCAGUUUCCAAACUGGUGAUGGAGAAGCAUUCAAGCUAUUUGUAAAGCUUUCUAUUUAUUUAGAAUAUAAACAUAUUUGUGUAUGCAUUAUUCAUUAGCUUUUUUUUUGCUCUUUUAAACUGAGUAAAUCCUGAAAAGUUAAUUUCUUCCAUUCACUGUUAGAACAGAAAAGAUCUGGUGGGUAGGCAGCACUGUGUGAAACAUGGUGCAAAUGGAAUAGCACAGCUAUUGCACUCUCUUGUGAAGGAGAUAGAUGCUCUCAGCUUUAGUGCUCAUUCUGUUAUUAAAAAGUGAAUCUUCAGCUGAGCACUUUGUAAUUUUAAGCAUUUACUGGGCUUUCUAUUCGUCAUAUUCUAUCACUAUGUUUUUGUGCAGAAUUUAGCUAUUUUCAUGAUCUUUCUACAUGAGAACCAAGUCUUUGGCUGUACUGAUUCGUUUUACCUGGCAAAGUAUUUUUUAAUUCAUUUUAUUUCAUUUAUUCAUUUAUUCAUUUUUUUUCCCCAGAUUGUCAUUUCCACAAGUAAUUUGCAAAACGCAGGAAUCAGCUACAGCUGUCCUUAUAGGUGUGAGAUUUUGUUUGACAUUGCCCUCAGGAUGAGAUGCACUGCAUGUACACAUAUAGGGACUGAUGUAAUAUGGGUCUUCUCAUUUAUGUCAUUGUUAUGGAAAUCUAAUUAAAAAUAAUAUUCUGACCCUUUUUAGGAGCUUGAAGUGCCCGACUAGAACUUGUAGCAUGUAAUCUUAAGUUUCUGCAUUUCUGUCAUUUGAUCUGAUUACAAGCCUUAACUUUUUGCUGGGAUUCUGGCUAAAUGCCUCUUAUGGAAAAUGGGUGCUUCUUCCCUGUUCCCUUUACUCAGUAAUUUUGUGCAUGUUACCAGUAGACCAUCAGUGUUACAGCAGUGCUUUGGACUGCAGGACAGCGCAGGUACCAGAGUAAGUUGUCCUCUGAGGCAAAGAUGUGUAUGGUACAUUACAAUAUUAGCAUUCGUGUUUAAAAAUAUUUGCGUGCUACCUUUUCUUAUAUCAGUGCUCAGAGUGAAGUUUCAUGUUGAGGUUUACAGGACAGAGGUUUGCACACACAAACUCAGGGUUUACAGUUUUACCCAGUGUACUUGAAGGGAAAAAAUGCCUAGGAAACAAGUGCCCAGGAUUUCAAAAUGUAGUUGUUGGAGGAAAAUUUUGUAUGGUUUUUUGUUGUUUUCUUUUUUUUUUUAAUUAUUAUUAUUUUAACUGCCUGUAGAGAUGAAAGCAAUGACAUGAGGUGAUACCAACAGCUACUUUAUUUUCUCAGGGGAGAUUUCUUCAGUAGAAUGUAUCACUUCUAACGUCAUACAAUGUUUGCUAGGUUUUGUCUGUUACCAAAUGGUGCCCAUGCUUGCAUGGAGGGGUGGGUUUUGUAGGGAGCUGAGCUGCCCAUCCCAGCCCAGCAAAGCCCUCCCACAUUCUGGCUCUGGAUCCCCAAGGAGAUUCCUGAGGUCUUCCUGGGGCCAUGAUGGUUUUCAGCCUGACAGCACUAUGUUUUGCUGAGCUGGGCUGGGAGCAACCAGUAACUUGCAGGGCCGAGCCCCUGGUUCUCCACACAGUGUGCACCCAGCCUGGGCUUAAGCCUGGCACACAGCAGAUAUUGCAGAAAAGACUGUUGGAAAAAAAUCUGGGGAUGUGGUGCUUCCCCAGGAUAGCCAGGGGUGAGUUUCUCCUUCUGAUGGAGCGAUGCAUAACUUCGUACCUUGGGUGAGAGGCAAGCCCUUGGUGUUGGGGCCUAUAAGCUGCUUGUGUUAGAUGUUUCACAGUGCAGUCGCAGCACACUGCAUGUGAAAUUCAACAGGGAAAGGCCUGCCCACCACUUGGGUUCCCUUUCCCUGUGGCAGAGUUCAAGGCCUGUUGCAGCCAUGAGUUUUAGGUCCAGUGGGACUGGAGUGAUGUGUGAAUGUGGCUCCGGUCCUUCACAGCAGGGUCGGUUUCGCUUGAGUAAAGUGAAAUCCCUGGUGAAUGAUUUAAAAUGUAUUUAUGGGUUGUGUGUGGUUUGUUUUUUUUUUUUUUUUUUUUCUCCUGUCUG